Messenger RNA from Ornithodoros turicata, 2336 nucleotides. RefSeq names its product proton channel OtopLc-like. Gene Ontology annotation, molecular function: proton channel activity. The record is from RefSeq and is a predicted model, not a curated record. The transcript is spliced from 7 exons. The coding region runs from base 80 to 2086 and encodes 668 amino acids. Gene Ontology annotation, biological process: proton transmembrane transport. NCBI's taxonomy places the organism in Eukaryota, Metazoa, Arthropoda, Arachnida, Ixodida, Argasidae. Gene Ontology annotation, cellular component: membrane.
GUUGCCUUGCCCUUUCUGUUUCUGUUCGACACCCUCAGAAGGCGGCGCACACUUUCAGAAACACGUUUUAUGCUCGGCAAUGCAGUCCUGCAUCAACCGUGCCUGCAAUGGCAGUAAAAUCUCAACAGGACCAGCCUUGGCGGCAUCAUUUCCGCGCCAAUUAACAACAGUUGAAGAAACGUUUGAAGACCAACCGGUUACUGUUGGUUUCCAGCUAGGAUCGACACCAGUGCACAGGGGACUCCUGCAUGAAGUGGCACAGCGCAGAGCUAUUCUUCACCGAAGAACGCACAGCUUACCUUCCGUGGACUCUGACGGCGACCAUUCAGAAAGGAUUGAGUCUCCUCAGCAUUCCGUGUAUGUGAUAACGAAGGCGAGAAAAAGGUCUUGCAUCGCCUCGGGCGACAAUGGCUCGGACAUUCGCUUUCGUCACAAGAGGUCGUUCUCGGCAUACAUGUCCAGCAUUGAGAAUGCAUCUAUGCUGUGGAAGAAUCUGACGUCACUGUUGAGCUACAUCUACGCCAUAUUCGUGGUUGUCUUUGGAGGUAUCUUCACUAUGAUACGACCCGUACACGUAAUAGGGAACGAAGCCAUCCGCAUGGACCACGUGUUCAUAGCAACAGCCUGUUUCGUUGGACUUUUCUGGCUGCUGUUCCUUCACUGCGACCUCACUCGGUACGAACGACGGAUGCGCAAGGAACGCAAUUCAGUAAGCCAUCUGGACAGCGGGUCACUGAGGACGGACGACAUGUUCAACUGGUUCAUGAUUGGCAGACAGAGCGGAUACAGUUUCCUUACUGGGCGGCACAGUGGCAGCUUCUAUCUCAAAGUGGGCAUGACAGUGUUCUGCUGCGGUCACCUGAUACACGAGGGCCUGCUUCUUGGACAGGAGAUUAUAGCCUGGAUGAGCUCAAAGCCGGACUGCGGAGAUGUGUCAGUCCUGACUGUUCACAUUAUUACUCCUAUCUUUUCAUUCUACCAGCUCUUCUUCAUGUUUAAAUACUCAAACAUCGUGAUAAACCGGUUCGUAGGCUUCGCGCAGUUUGGCAUCAUGCACUGUAUUGCCACGUCGCUGAGCUUCUGGUUCAGCACCAUUGUUGAUGACGCUUACGGUGAUUUUGUGGAAGCCAGUUUGGCUGUCGACGGCCUCAAUAGCCAAGCGACUAACAGAAGUAUAAAAGCUGCUGACCAGCUCAGGAACACCUCCAGCGUUGUCCGCACCAGCUGUUCGGCUGCUGACCUCUUCUCGCCUGCGUACUUGGCACCCAUGCCCUACCUUUACCCCUUCACCAUAGAGUUCAACCUUCUUCUCGCUGGUGUCUGGUUCAUCAUCUUGCAGAACCUUGGCCAGUCUGCUCAGUCCCACGAGGCCGAACGGAGAAACUCCGUUGAAACUGUCGAGAACAACUUCGUCAUUAGCGCCGAUUGCCAUUCUGCCAACAGAGGAAUCUUCCUCGGCUUUAUGGUACUCUUGGUAUCUCUUGUCAUACUCAUAGUAUUCUUUGUGACUUCGUGCCACGAAAAACACUUGGAAACCGGAACGCUGGUUUAUCAUAUCCAAGAUGGCGGACUGAUGCUGCUUGCGUUUGUGGCGUGUCUCAUGGCUUACACGAGAGUUGCCCGGCUCGAUGUGAACGGCAACCCCAUCACGCUACUGGACGACUUCCUGCUCUUCAUUCCGCUGCCGUUUUACUUCGCGCACGCGAUACUCGUGGUUAUGGCCGAGAUUCAAGAUGGCGGCAGUACGGUGCGCAUUGUGCUGCAAGUGCUAUCGGUUGUGCAAGUCAUUACUCAGACGCCGCUGAUUAUUGCUGGGUUGAGGCGGUGCAGCAACUGUCCUGCUCUGAGGUAUGAGAAGCCAGGCAGAGAGGUAAUCUCUUUCCUGAUAGUGCUCAAUAUCACCAUGUGGAUCGUGUACACAUUUGAAACAAAAACGGCCGGUAGAUUUUUCAUGGGAAAGUCUUACUACGGUCUGUACGCGUGGAUCUUUGUCGAACACACGACGGUACCGUUAAUGCUGUUCUACCGGUUUCAUUCUUCGGUAUGCCUGGCUGAUAUUUGGAAGUCCGCUUAUGAGACGGAGUGAUCAUAAGACACCGUGUAUUUACCCGUAAGAAAGGCUGGCACUUGCGAGAGGAGCUCAGUUUACACGGCACUGGUCGUGUACUAUGUGUAUUCUCCAGUUUCUGUUGUUUACAAUCAUUUAAGUGUGUCUGUUGUUAGUGUGUGUAUACACCACUCAUUGUUCUGUUGAAACGGUACCGCGUUAAUUUUAAAGUCAAUUUUUAGAUGUUAUGCUGCGUUGUACUUUUACGAAUAAAUUUUUACACCCACGA